Molecule: messenger RNA, 2174 nt
Organism: Epinephelus lanceolatus (giant grouper)
Lineage: Eukaryota; Metazoa; Chordata; Actinopteri; Perciformes; Serranidae
Gene: srsf5b
Product: serine and arginine rich splicing factor 5b
Cellular component (GO): cytoplasm; nucleus
Molecular function (GO): mRNA binding
Source: RefSeq, a predicted model, not a curated record
CUCCAUCGUACGUCACGUGGGUGUUUCUCGUGCCCCCUCCCUGAACAGCGGAGACUCCAUUUUGUUUGAUUUCUGCGGUCACAGUCGACAACCUGCACGGAAACACCACCAGGACCACUUAAAGGAAACUGUUACCGGCGACACCAACAAUGAGUGGAUGUCGUAUCUUCAUCGGCCGUCUGAGCCCCUCGGCCAGAGAGAAGGAUGUGGAGAGGUUCUUCAAAGGAUACGGCCGCAUCCGAGACAUCGACCUCAAGAGAGGUUUCGGCUUUGUGGAGUUUGACGACCCCAGAGAUGCUGAAGAUGCUGUUUAUGAGCUCGAUGGCAAAGAGUUGUGCAACGAAAGGGUGACCAUUGAGCAUGCCCGUGUACGUCUGCGAGGCGGCCGUGGCAGAGGAGGCGGCGGUGCAGGAGGACGUUUCUCUGAUCGAUAUGGCCGAGGCUCCCAGAACAGUCGGAGCCGAAACCCUCCUCCAAUGCGCACUGAGAACCGCCUGAUCGUGGAGAACUUGUCCUCCCGUGUCAGCUGGCAGGACUUGAAAGAUUUCAUGAGACAAGCUGGAGAGGUGACAUUUGCAGACGCACAUCGGCCCAAGCUCAACGAAGGGGUUGUUGAGUUUGCCUCUGGCAGUGAUCUGAAAAACGCCAUGGAGAAACUGUCUGGAAAGGAAAUCAAUGGCAGGAAAAUCAAGCUCAUUGAGGCAGCCAGGAAGAGGUCGAGAAGUCGUUCCCGGUCUGAGAGCUCUUCUCGCUCACGGUCCCGUUCCCGCGGUCGCUCCCCAUCCCGCUCCCCCAGACGCUCCCGCAGCCCCGCCCACAAAACCCACAACCGCUCACGCUCCCACAGCGGCUCCCCUGCCGGUGGCGCCUCCUCCCCAACCCCCAAAUCAAAAGAGCCCGCCAAACGUUCUUCCAAGACAAGCAAAUCCGCUACCCCGCCCUCCCCUCCACCGGCACAGAGAGCCUCCGUCUCCCGCUCCCGCUCUCGUUCACGCUCCCGCUCUCGCUCCCCUUCCACUGACAGUCAGCGCUAAACGCUGCGUUUAGGUGUAAAGGGAAUCAACAGUAGACACAACUUGAUUCAGCCGUAGAAUCAGCGUGGAGGAGUUGGCACACUGGAGCUCCCAUGAUCCCCCUUCUGAGAGAGACGAGAGCUUCCCUCGAGUAAAGUUUUGUCAUAACUUUCAAGUUCCUGACAUGAAAUCACCGACCCAUCGUCAGACAGGAGCGAAGAUACUCAAAUAUUUUAUCGUCAUUAUAGGAAGUUUAACACUUGUUACACAGUGAUGCUGUUUUUGUACCUGUCGUUACCCAUCCAGUCUGAACCCAUAUCUAUGUCGACACCCUCCGAAUUAAUUUAUCCAAUCAGGCUGCAACUCCCCUGCUGCUGCACCAUCGUCGUCUCUUCUCACAAAAUCUCCAAAAUGCCCAGCAUCAAGUUUCACUGUCAUCUCGACACUUUGAAAAACUUUAAAGAGGGAAUCUGUCUUUUUUGUCGGCAGCACAAGGAUGCUUUUGAUAAGUAGUGUGACCACUUCCUUUAUUUUGCGAUGCGUUUGCGUGUUUUUGCUCGUCAGUCCUGAUCACUCGUUGUCCAAAUCCUUUCACCUCUUCUUCCCUUGUUUUCUGACCGACUGUAUCCACCACAGCCGGUGUGUUUGAUAUAUAUACCUGAGGAUGCUUGCAUGUGUUUUUGGUUUGAUUGGAUAUUUUUUUUACUUUAAAAAGUGUUUUGCUAAAGCUCAAUACCACCAUCGUUCCAGCAGGAAAACAGCUGAACAGUAAAUUAACUAUGUCCUGGAUCUUUUUCCGACUCACUUCUGUUUUGUCGGGAUUCUUUGAGGAUAAGGUCAACACUUUAAAAUGGUGUUGCUCCCAGAAUGCAGUUUGCUCUAGCAUUGUAAUUAAUGUUUUUAUUUUUUGGUUUAAGGUUUUUGUGUACAGCAUUGCAGAUUUUGUUUGACAUCAGUGUAUAAUGUGAUUCCACGAAUGCUUGUUGGUACUGUGACUGAUGUUACUGUGGUUUAAAUGAACGUGUAGACAAGAGUUUGGAAAAACAAACGAAAAAAAAAGCAAGAUUUUUGUACGUAAGGAUUUUAUUUUCAGUGAAAAAUAUGAUGGACGUUUGUAUGGUGUAGGAAGACGGUGGACUUAAUAAAACAGUUUUAACUAAA